Naumovozyma castellii is the source of this 1098-nucleotide messenger RNA. RefSeq lists its product as uncharacterized. The record is from RefSeq and is a predicted model, not a curated record. The transcript has a single exon. The coding region runs from base 1 to 1098 and encodes 365 amino acids. Lineage: Eukaryota; Fungi; Ascomycota; Saccharomycetes; Saccharomycetales; Saccharomycetaceae.
AUGGUAUCCUUACCAACUGAUCAGAACCACCCGAGAGCUUGGGACCUAGAUAACCGCACCGACAUCAUAAGAUAUGCCACGAAGGAAUGUGAACGUAGGUGCAUAUGCUCCAAGGAAGAACAGGCCAAGAGAAGAAGGGCAUGCCAGACGUUUAAUCUUAGCUGGAGGUUCGAGGAUUAUUAUGACACGAUUAUAGUGAAGAAUGAAACAUUAUGCAGUAUUUACAACGCUUUCGCACGCUACCCCAGGCGUUACGAAACAGGUCAGGGAGCUAACUGGGCCAAGGAAGAAAAUUAUGAAGUUAAGGAGGUCCUGAUAAUAUCUGGCCCUUAUUCGGCCGACACCCUUUAUUUCAGCAGAUUCACUAAAAUACCUGACUCCGAUAUGGAUUCGAUACUAGAGGAGCAUGGAGGUGUGGAUGCCAUCAAAGCCAUCAUAGCUAGAGAAAUCCGGGAUCAUAAACCAAAUCAUCAUCCAAAACAGGUGCACUCGAUUCUUGAUCGAGGUGAGGUGUACGAAUAUGACACUAUUUCUUCUCACCUUAUUGUAGAAUGCAUCCCACCAGCGUUUGUUUUGACUAGUUGCUCGUCCUGGGAGUUAGGCAGUCUCUCCUCCUUGAUAUUUGAGGUACACGAGACUUUAAAGAAAGAUGACAACCGUGUAGAUUGCUACACUCUUCAAUAUGCUUUGAGAAAUCUUGGUGUAAAAUGUGAGAGUCAUCUAGAAAUAAAACGCUAUGUUUGGAGGGCCAAGAAGAAUCUAUACCAUUUAGUAUCCAAGGCUAGUUAUCCGGAAGGACUGGCUUUAUGCUAUUCUACGCGGCUAAGGAUAUUCUUCGAAAACAUAUCCGCGAGUAUGGCAUUCGAGCUGCUUCCCUGUGGGGAGAUUCUUCAUGUCGAACCUGAUCUUAAGGAGGAAAUAAGGCCAGAAAUGUUUCACUAUGCAGGAUAUGAGGAAUCAUAUGUGUACAACAAACUAUUGGACUUUGAUUCUGAUAACGACAGUGUGUUCAGUAUCUCAGGCCAUUCUGGUGAGAGUUUGAAUUUGUCGUCGAAAACAAGUAGUGUGCAAAGUACGUUGCGAAAGAGAAGAGACUGA